GGAAAAAGACUGACGAUUUUUAAUGGCAUUUGCUCGCGUUUGUUUGCAUAUUGCUAGAGUUUGUUGAACCCGUAUUUUGAUGAAAAUAAAAAUGAAAAUUGUAAUAUCCAUUGAAAAAUCUCGUUUUGACCCAUUUUCCAAUUAAGUUGUUGACGGUUAAGAAGGCCCUGCAAAGUUUUCAAAAAAUUUUGACAAAAUUUUAGUGACUUUGCCUAAUGCCUAACUAGUAGAAAUGAAUUGGUCACUAAAUUCCAGUGAAAAGAACAAAUACUUGAGGAAAAUGUAAUUUUCAGGAUAUAUUAUGCCUCGAAAUCAUAAAGAAAACAAUAAAAACGAAAACAAUGGUCUCAACAGAAACCGCAAUCACUCAGUUUCACCUGAGGAGCCAACAAUUGGAAAGAAGCCCCAGUGGACUGAGUUGGAGAUAACAGGCACCAUCAGAAAUUUGAGCCCUAAUCUAUUUCAUUUACAAAACUUAACUGCUUUAUACGUAAAAAAUAACAAUCUCCAAAGGCUGCCACCUGAUAUAAAUCAGCUUGUUAACUUGCGAGCCCUUGACUUAUCUUGUAACAAGCUGCGGUCACUGCCAGCUGAACUUGGAGAUCUCAUGAACCUCAGUUUUAAUAAUUUUAAGCAAGACUCAAGAUUUUGUCCUUAUUAUCCCGCAUGCUAUCCUAACGUUAUUAAUGGCAUAAUUGGUUACACCUACAUUUCCCCAAAUUCCCUUUUAUUCAGGGAACUUCUGUUGAGUCAUAAUUUUCUACGUAUUCUACCUUAUGAACUGGGCAAAUUGUUCAAUCUCAUAGUGCUCGGAUUGCACGGGAAUCCCCUCAACAAAGACAUUAUGACGAUUUACAGCGAGCCGAAUGGUACACACAAGCUGCUGACAUACAUGUUGGACAACUUACAAGGUAGGAUUUGUUUAUCUUUAUUCCUUGCUUUGCCAGGUGCUUACAACGUUCAACCCCUAUGAUAAGUAUGUCAUAAU
Molecule: messenger RNA, 988 nt
Organism: Agrilus planipennis (emerald ash borer)
Lineage: Eukaryota; Metazoa; Arthropoda; Insecta; Coleoptera; Buprestidae
Product: CCR4-NOT transcription complex subunit 6-like
Exons: 3
Coding region: 302-973 (223 amino acids)
Molecular function (GO): protein binding
Source: RefSeq, a predicted model, not a curated record